CAAAAAUGUUAGGUCGUUUAACGCCUGGCGCUUGCGCCCAGGUGACCAUGGUGGUUAACCAACAGCAGAACCGUAACAUGGCUACUUUGAAAGCUAUUUCUAUGCGUCUGAAGUCUGUAAAGAACAUUCAGAAAAUAACACAGUCCAUGAAGAUGGUAUCAGCUGCGAAGUACACUCGUGCUGAACGUGAACUGAGGGCGGCUCGUCCAUACGGCGAAGGUUCAGUGAUGUUUUAUGAAAAAGCGGAGGUAGCACCCCCAGAAGACGAGCCGAAAGAACUGUACGUCGCCAUAACCUCAGAUAGAGGUAAAAAAAUGCAAAGUCCCCUUUUUUACAGUAAUUUUAAAUGUAUAAAAUGCACUUGGUGAACUGUAAGGGACAGAAUGUGGUACUAUAAGGUUCACCAUCACCAUUACAGUCCUUCACAACUCCACUACUGACUGGCCGAUAGACGACAUCUACAUCUGUCAUCCUCGUUUGCGCAUCAAAAUGCAUGCAUGUUGCAAUGCAUGUUGUCAGCUGUGAGAACUAAGAUGGAAUGUUUUCCAGUAAAAAAGGGUCUCUACUGGUCUACAAUCACCAUGAGAAACACAGCAGCAUUAAUAGCACCUAACGUACCUAUGUCGGUAGUUGUUGGGAGCACUAAGCUCGAAGUUGUUGAUGAGUAUGUUUACCUGGGACAAAUAGUCCGACUAGGUAAGUCCAACUUCGACCGAGAGGUCAAUCGACAGAUUCAAUUCGGCUGGGCAGCGUUCGGGAAACUACGACACAUCUUCUCGUCAGGUAUACCUCAAAACCUGAAAAUGAAAUUGUACGAGUGCGUGUUGCCAGUGAUGACUUACGGAUCUGAGACGUGGUCCUUCACUGCUGGCCGUAUGAGGAAGCUCAAGGCCGCUCAGCGAGCUAUGGAGAGGGCUAUGCUCGGGGUGUCUCUGCGUGAUAAACUUAGAAAUGAGGAUAUCCACACUAGAACCAGAGUAACCGACAUAGCCCAACAGAUUAGUAAGCUGAAGUGGCAGUGGGUCGGCCAUAUAGCUCGAAGAACCGACAACCGAUUGGGAAGAAAGGUUCUCGAGUGGCAGCGUCGUACCGGUAGGCGAAGUGUAGGGUGACCCCCACUAGAUGUAGUGACGACCUGGUAAGAUAUGCAGGAAGUCGAUGGAUGCAGGUGGCUCAUGACCGUGCUUUGUGGCACUCCUUGGGGGAGGCCUAUGUUCAGCAGUGGACUUAUGAAAGGCUGUAACGAUGAUGAAUGAUGAUUCUGUGAGAGUGUGGUCCUUCCUCCAUAGAGCCGACACAUUUGUGCUUCAACUAUACAAUUAAUAUAGCUUCAGCAUGACUCUACCACGUUUAAUAUUGGCAAAAAGUGUCUGUCUCAUUCUUUCGCAGGCUAAAUCCUAUAUAUGUAUAUCUUUGUCUCUUUUUAGUGUCGCUUUUUCGUUUCACCAAGUUUCAAAUAACAACGAUUUUGAAGAAGUUUUGAUUUCAAAAACUCAAAAUCUGUGGUUACCAUCUUGCCUGCCAAACUUGAUAACUUCACAAUAUAUUGGGAGGCCUGUGUUCAGUGGAAUUUCUUAGAAUGUAAUGAAUACAUUUCUAUAGCUUUCUAUUAGUGUUAAAGAUUUCUAGAAAUAAACUUUACUAAUUCUGCUGGUUUUCACUGUCUGAAACAAUAGAAAAUUCGAUCUAGAAUCACUUCAUUUCAACAGCAUUAUAUUCUAAUUAAUACAAAUAACAGUUUUAGUCUAAUUAAAAUAUUAAACAAAUAAAUGGAUUAGUUAGAUUAAGUAAAAACAUAGUCUGUUGGUAGCGUGUCCAGAAGAGUUUAGUUGCUUCAUUGUAUUGCGAGGAUAUUCCACUGACCAAAGUAUCUGUCAGCCUUUAGGUCACAUUGAUAAGGCGUGACAAGAUAUCCCUGUACAAACUUCUUGCUUCAGGUCCCUACGGACCUAGCACUUCUACAUCAAAUAACACAAACAUGUAUCCUUCUCCGAGGACAGUAUAUUUGCACUGCUUGUUAGACUCCGCAACAGCAGAAGCCGCGCCAGUCGACAGACGAUGUUAAUUGAAAUUUGAGUGCUCAGUGAAGAAGGAAAACGUCGUGAGAAUACCUAUACCUGUACAUCUGAGAUAUUUAGACAUAUUUCGGAAAUCUGCAAACUUACACUGGAAUAUCGUGGCGGACUCUACUAACUCCUCAUACUCUUGGCUCUUGUUGCUGUGGGGCGUAAUAAAGAGUAACAAACUUAAAAGUAACAAACUCUUGCUAUGCCUUGUUCCCAGGUCUCUGCGGCGCAGUGCACACCGGUGUGUCUAAAGUGAUUCGUAACCGUCUGAGCGAGCCCGGAGCAGAGAACAUCAAGGUGAUCUGUGUGGGAGACAAGUCGCGCGCUAUCCUGCAGCGAUUGUACGGGAAGCACAUCAUUAGCGUGGCUAAUGAGAUUGGUCGCCGUCCCCCAACUUUCCUCGACGCUGCUAAGCUAGCGAAUGCAAUCCUGACCUCGGGCUAUGACUUUGGCUCGGGAAAAAUUAUCUACAACAAAUUCAAGUCUGUGGUUUCUUACUCCCAGGCUAACCUGCCCUUGUACAGCCAGAAGGCUGUUGAGGUAAGACAUUUUUUUUUUAAUUUUAAUUAGAGAGGUAUUAAAAAAUAUAAAGUUUAUUGCUAAUGUUUUCAAUGACAAGCCUAUAUUUGUCUCACUGCUGGGCUUGAAAUACUUAUUGGAGAGACUUCUGCAAUGACUUGAUGACAGGAUGGACUAGUUUAGAAUUCAUACUUGAGUACAAUAUAUGGAAAAUUCAGAUGAUAUCAGAAUGAGAGUAUGUGAUAACUCGAAACGACCAUAGCCUAAUGGUUAAGGAUGUGGUGUCUUGGAAAGUCAUGUAUUCGAAUCCGCCAUUCGACUACUGUCAUGGCACAAGCAGUUUAAGCUUACUUGUAUAGGUUACCCGAAGUAUUAGUAAUGUUAAUAUAGUGUUGCUAGUUCUUGGAUAGUAUUAUUGACUGUCUCGUUGGUCUAGUGAUUGUAGUAGUGCGACCGCUGAUCCCGGGUUCGAAGCCCGAGUUGGACCAAAAAAAACAUUUAUUGAGUUUUUCCAUCAAGAAAUUCUCAGUAGAUGCCAGGAGUCAGGAAGUUGGCGGUGUCUCACCCCCGUGCCUCAGAAAGUACGUAAAGCCGUUGGUCCUGCGCCUGAUCUCUCUCCGGUCGUGUCGGACUGCCGUCCCAUCGGACUAUGAGAGUGAUGGAAUACAAAGUGCACCUGUGCUUGCGCAUACACUUGGGCACUAUAAUCCUGUCCGUUGAGCCUGACCGCUGUGACCGAAAUUCGAUCUGGAAGACAUUACCCUUGGCUAGUGUUUGAAUUUGGAAUAUUUAUAUGGUAAAAUUUCUAGACAAGCUUUCAACCUUAGACCUACCACAGAUCUGUUUUAAUUUUAAAAUGGGAAUUUAACUGGGAUGCUUCAGGUGAACACCUGUACUGUGACAUGUAGUAAUGGUACAGACAUAAGCUAGUAAUACCAGUUACUCGACUCCACCGAGUUAGUAAUUCAUUCUUGGAGCGAUGUAUAUGCUUUACAACAAAACCCCAGAAAAUAUACAAAAUUUGAGCUGCUCAAGGUUCAAUAACUUUAUUAAACUAAGUUUUAAAAAAAGGGUUAUUAUAAUAUGAAGGAAUUGAUGGAUUAUAAUAACCCUUGGGAAUGAGGUGAUCGCUACCAAGCUAUUUCUAAUUUGUUUUGUGUUGUUAAUUUGUGUAACAUACAUGAUUGUAAGCUGUUAUUCAAAAAAAGUCCCGCUGGGUUUCUUACUGGUUUUUCCCAGGACAGAGGUUUUUUUUUUCGAACCAGUGGUAAUUAAACAAAAGAGCGACUUUCAAUAAGUAUCAUUUAUAAACUAUAUUGAAUAAAAAGAUUCUGUUUUUGUUACAAAUAGAUACAUUUUAUACUUAGAUCUAAUGAAUUUCGAACCGAACCAUUUGCUUUGUCAUUUGUAAUGCGAAUAGCAAAGUGCAUUUAUUUUUAAGCAUCUGUCUUUCCUUGUGAUUGAAAUGUUGGUGUCAUCUAAAUCUCUGUGUUGUGAUUGAACCUUACAUUAGGGUAGUCAGACACUAGCCAAAGAAAAAUUACUUUAAACAAUUGGGCGACUUUUCGUUACCUUACCCCAUUUUUUGGCGAAUUGGACUAAAAUGGACUUGGCAACACUGUUGCCAUUGGUGAGUCUUUACAACACCAACGGGACAAAAUUAAGUGAUAGAUUCUCUUAAAGAUAUAUGUAGAUAAGGUUUCUAAUUUAUUACAUUUCAUUUCAGUCUGCACCAAAACUCGCAAUUUACGACUCUCUGGACAGCGAUGUUCUGCAGUCUUACAUGGAGUUCUCUCUCGCUUCCAUGGUGUUCUAUGCAAUGAAAGAAGGCGCCUGCUCUGAACAAUCAUCCCGUAUGACCGCUAUGGACAACGCUUCUAAGAACGCAGGAGAGAUGAUUGAGAAACUCACCCUCACCUUCAACAGGACCCGCCAGGCUGUCAUCACCAGGGAACUCAUUGAGAUCAUCUCUGGUGCUGCCGCUUUGGAAUAGAAAGUUAUGUUACUCGGAAUCGUUUGGACACGGCCAUCUUGAAUCUAAAAUGUAUAAGCAAAAGUGUCAUUUGUCAUUUAUAAACAUUCUAUUUAUUGUUUUUUUAUAUUAUUUUUAUGCGUAAUCAAAUGUCUACAAAUGAUUUCGAGAUAUUUAUUUGUAACUGCCGACCUUCAUAGCUAGUAUACAGGUGCCCACAUUCCCGGAACAGUGUUUGAGUGGAUCGGUGGAAUUACACGCAUAACUCAAACUGGCUUCAACACCAUUCGCCGGUGCGCUUGGACACGUUCAAAGGUCGUUCGUCAUUGAAACAGUGUUAUGUUAUGGAUGAAGUGGUGGUUAGCAAUAAAGUAUUAUAAUA
This is a messenger RNA of Parnassius mnemosyne (clouded apollo), 4939 nucleotides long. Lineage: Eukaryota; Metazoa; Arthropoda; Insecta; Lepidoptera; Papilionidae. The record is from the annotation of a GenBank genome assembly.